Lolium rigidum is the source of this 1044-nucleotide messenger RNA. RefSeq lists its product as uncharacterized. Lineage: Eukaryota; Viridiplantae; Streptophyta; Magnoliopsida; Poales; Poaceae. Bases 1 to 1044 code for a protein of 347 amino acids. The record is from RefSeq and is a predicted model, not a curated record. The transcript has 2 exons.
AUGGCCACCAUCAGAGCUCUAGCCACCAUGGUCGUCUUCCUCCUGGUCGUGCUCUCCACGUCCCACAUUGCCUCCUCCCUUCGCCCCAGUCUUGGCGUCUGCCGCGCCAGUGGCUAUCUCCCUGGCAAGUCCGGCAACUGCGAGAGGAGCAAUGAUCCGGACUGCUGUGAGGACGGUAAGAGGUACCCACAGUACCACUGCUCGCCGCCAGUCACCGCGACCACCAAGGCCGUCCUAACGCUCAACAGCUUCGAGAAGGGCAAGGAUGGUGGUGGUCCAUCAGAGUGUGACAACUCCUACCACAGCGACAAGGAGCUGGUUGUUGCGCUCUCCACCGGCUGGUUUGAGAACAUGGCACGCUGUGGCCACCGCAUCAAAAUCACCGCCAAUGGCAAGUCUGUGUAUGCUAAGGUGGUGGACGAGUGUGACUCCGUGUAUGGCUGUGAUGACGAGCAUAACUACGAGCCGCCAUGCGCUAACAACAUCGUUGACGCCUCGCCUGCAGUGUGGAAUGCCCUGGGGCUCGACCAGAAUGUCGGUAUGGAGGAUAUCACAUGGUCACAGGACUGCCAUAUCAGUGGCUUCCUCUAUGGCAGGGCUGGCAAGUGCAACAAGGAGAACGGCUCUGAUUGCUGCAUUGCUGGUCACCACUACCCGCAGUUCAGGUGCUCCCCCCCGGUGUCCUCCAAGACAGCAGCAACCUUGACACUGAACAGCUUCGCCCGCGGGGGCGAUGGUGGUGGUCCGUCCUACUGUGACGACCACUUCCACAAGGACAGCGAGCGGGUGGUGGCGCUGUCUACUGGGUGGUUGCGCCUCGACGGCACACGCCGGUGCAACAAGAUGAUCCGCAUCAGCGGUAAUAGGAGGUCCGUCUUGGCCAAGGUUGUGGACGAGUGUGACUCAGCGCAUGGCUGUGACAAGGAACACAACUUCGAGCCGCCAUGCCGGAACAACAUCGUGGACGGGUCACCGGCGGUGUGGAAGGCGCUGGGGCUCAACGAGAACAUCGGAGAAUUCAAGAUCACUUGGUCUGAUGUGUGA